AUGCUGGCCUGUCUGCAGAGGACCCAGAACCCGCCGGGCCAACACCUGGCCUGCCCAAGCAAGAGCCUGGAACUGCGCAAGUGUGAGCCAGCAGCCACCUCCAUGCAGUCCUCCCGCUACCCGAGCCCGGCCGAGCUGGAUGCCUAUGCUGAGAAGGUGGCCAACAGCCCGCUCUCCAUCAAGAUCUUCCCCACCAACAUCCGGGUGCCCCAGCACAAGCACCUCAGCCGCACCGUCAACGGUUAUGACACCAGCGGCCAGCGCUACAGCCCCUACCCUCAGCACACCACCGGCUACCAGGGCCUGCUGGCCAUCGUCAAGGCCGCCGUCUCCUCCUCCAACGGGGCUGCACCCACUGGGCCUGUGAAGAGUGUGCUCAAGAGCGCCGAGGGCAAGCGGACCAAGCUGUCGCCGGCUGCUGUGCAGGUGGGCAUCGCGCCCUACCCGGCACCCAGCACUCUGGGGCCCUUGGCCUACCCCAAGCCACCUGAGGCACCUGCCCCACCGGCUGGCCUGCCCGCAGCUGCCACCACCGCCUCCGUCAUCCCCCUGCCCGGCCGUGGCCUGCCCCUACCACCUUCCAACCUGCCUUCCAUCCACAGCAUCCUCUACCAGCUCAACCAGCAGUGCCAGGCCCCUGGCGCUGCACCCGCUGCCUGCCAGGGUGUGGCCAUCCCCCACCCCAGCCCGGCCAAGCACGGCCCCAUGCCCAGCUUCCCCAGCAUGGCCUACUCGGCCACCGCUGGGCUGCCUGACUGCCGGAAAGGUGCAGAGCUGGGUCCUGGAACCACGCCAGCCUUGACGUUGGCCGGGGCCACCAAGCCUGCAGGGUACGUGGAUGGCGGCCUGGAUUACCUGCUGUGGCCGCAGAAGCCGCCCCCACCACCACCCCAGCCACUGCGUGCCUACAGUGGCGGCACGGUGGCCAGCAAGUCCCCCGAGGCGUGUGGGGGGCGGGCGUAUGAACGGGCCAGUGGGUCACCCCUCAACUGCGGCAUUGGGCUGCCCGCCAACUUCACCGUGGGCCAGUACUUUGCCACCCCCUGGAACAGCGUGCUGGUGACCCCCACCAGCGAUUGCUACAAUCCAACAGCGACAGUGGCGGUCACCGAGCUGGGGCCGGGGAUGGCCCGGGAGCUGGCGGGGCCCCCCACAGAUGCCCUCUCGGGCCUGCCCAGCAAGAGCAUGUGCAACACGUCGGUGCUGAGCAGCAGCCUGCAGUCGCUGGAGUAUCUCAUCAACGACAUCCGGCCACCCUGCAUCAAGGAGCAGAUGCUGGGCAAGGGCUACGAGACAGUGGCGGUGCCCCGGCUGCUUGACCACCAGCACGCCCACAUCCGCCUGCCCGUCUACAGAUAA
Molecule: messenger RNA, 1359 nt
Organism: Trichechus manatus latirostris (Florida manatee)
Lineage: Eukaryota; Metazoa; Chordata; Mammalia; Sirenia; Trichechidae
Gene: FAM222A
Product: family with sequence similarity 222 member A
Exons: 2
Coding region: 1-1359 (452 amino acids)
Source: RefSeq, a predicted model, not a curated record